AUGAAUGCAUCGUCCCGGAACACUAUUAUAGUUAUUACCAUUGUGAUCGAGGAAAAGGAGAACAACAGCGGUCCGUUUCACUAUCAGGCAGAGUGCGAGCAAAAGUCCGCCCACUCCAGACGCUGCAUCUCCAGCCACUGCCUGAUAUGCGCCCAGAAACACGCCGACCCCACCCAGCGGCGACCCUCCCGCGCCAGGGAGGACAUCGAGGCCGACUUCAACAGAAUGGCAAGCGAGUACGACGAGUUCGACGACAGCCUGCAUCCCUUCACCGAGACUCUGGAGCGGUUCAAGCGGUGCGAGAAGCGAUUCCUGGCGAUGAGCCCUUCGUCUCGGAGGCGCCGGCGGGAAUCCAGCAUUGCUCUGCGUGAUGCGGAGGACACACUCUUUGAUCGAGCGACAGAUGUGAUGAUGACAUACAUACAGCUGAAAAAAGAAGAACGCGCCCAGAGAAUACUGGAGAGGCUGCUCCCUCAUGAGCCGAAGGCACCCAAGGGAUACAAGGCAAAGAGGAACUUUGGCCAAGUGGACAUCCUAGAGCCUGGAGAGAAGGAGUGGAAGCCUUAUGGUGCAGGGCUGGCAUACUGGUCUUUCGAGCCCGAGGAGGAGCUGGAUUCUCUCGAAUCUUCUGAAUAUCAUUCUGAAACUUCCUUAUCUGAUUCCGAAUUGGAAUUCCUCAAUCAACGGGUCGGUGGCAGAACUUUCGUAGGGGAGAAAAACAAGCGAUAA
Messenger RNA from Cryphonectria parasitica EP155, 729 nucleotides. RefSeq lists its product as uncharacterized. The transcript has 4 exons. Lineage: Eukaryota; Fungi; Ascomycota; Sordariomycetes; Diaporthales; Cryphonectriaceae. The record is from RefSeq and is a predicted model, not a curated record. The coding region runs from base 1 to 729 and encodes 242 amino acids.